Tetranychus urticae (two-spotted spider mite) is the source of this 1520-nucleotide messenger RNA. RefSeq names its product trafficking protein particle complex subunit 13. Lineage: Eukaryota; Metazoa; Arthropoda; Arachnida; Trombidiformes; Tetranychidae. Gene Ontology annotation, cellular component: TRAPPIII protein complex. The record is from RefSeq and is a predicted model, not a curated record.
CAACACAACCAACUCAACCAUAUGAUUUAGCUUCUCUUUCUGCUUUCUGGUUUAGGUUAUUUUUAUCUUGUCAUUUAAUUUAUUUUAUAUUUUUAAUUUCAAUCAACAUUAAUCUAGUAUUUAAAACGCUCAUUAACAUUGUAAUUAAACAUAUCUAAAUACUCUAGCUGUUAUGGACAAUAGAACUGAUUUGAUCUCCAUUAGAGUUAAUAGAGUUGUUAGCAGAGAUGUUAAAACUGAUCACUUCAUGGAACCAGGUGAAUUUGAAAGAUUAUUAUUAGCAGAUGACAAUUUUGAAACUGACAGCAUUGGUAAACAAUUUGUUGACAAAUGGAGGCGAUUACCCAAAAGCUUGUCUCAAAUUUUUUUAGGAGAGACAUUCUGCUUCUCAAUUAUGGUUGUCAAUGAUUCAGUGACUGAACCAGUUAAAGAUGUCAGUGUUAAAAUUGACCUGCAAUUUGCAAAUGAUCGAAUGAUUAACAUUGGUUUCCUGAAAAGUCCCCUUUUGGAUUCAAAGCAAUCUCUCGAUGAAAUCAAACAUUAUGAAAUCAAAGAUUUGGGUUCUCAUGUGUUAAUCUUUUCUAUAUCAUACAGAACUGUAACUGAUGAACCACAUAUUUUUAGAAAAUAUUUUAAAUUUCAAGUUGAAAAACCGUUGGAUGUGAAGACCAAGUUUUAUAAUGCAGAGAGUGAUGAAGUUUAUCUGGAAGCUCUUUUACAAAAUCUAACCAAUCUACCUAUUUGCCUGGAGCGGGUUACUCUCGAACCAUCACAAUAUUUUAAUGUCAAAGGGCUGAACAAAGUAACAAUUGAUGGUGAAGAACAGUGGGUUUUUGGUAAAAUUAAUAGAUUUAAUCCGAUGGAAAGUCGUCAAUAUUUAUUCUGUUUAACUCCGAAACCUGAAGUUAAAGCUAAUUUAAAACUAUUAAGAUCAGUGACAGUAAUAGGUCGAUUAGAUAUUGUUUGGAUUUCAGGUAUUGCUGUUCCUGGUCAUCUUCAAACAUCACCGCUUGAACGAAUGGCACCGAAUUACGUUGACAUUCGCUUAACGAUUGAAGGAAUACCUAGUCAAGCCGAAUUAAGACACAAAUUCAACAUAACCUUUCGAAUUACAAAUUACUGUGAUUUUGAUAUUGAACCGGCUUUAAUUUUCGAUAACAAGGAUGAGAAACAAGCGAUUCUUUGGUUAGGAGUUUCUGGAAAAGUAUUGGACAGAAUAUCGCCACAUCAAUGUUAUGAUUUUACUUUAACAGCUUAUCCGAUUGAUACUGGGCUUCAGGCAAUUCCAAAAGUCAAAAUUAGUGACACUUUAUCCAAAAAUUUCUAUGAAUUUGAUGAGAUGGCUUAUGUAUUUAUCAAUGAUCCGAAAAGUGUAUGAAGUGUCACCGGAAAACCUUUAAUACACCAUGAUAGCUAUUAUUAUUUUUGACAAUAAUUCAGAUUUAAAGAAAGAAAUUGUAUCCAAUGGAUUAUAAGAAUGAUGCGGAUUUUAAUUUAAAGCCAUUUUUAAUAUCACUUUG